AUGUACUCUCCAGUCCUUGAGACCAGUCGCAUCUUCUCUGAGCUGUGCGAGCAGUCGGAACGUUUCGACUUACCACCCGAGGUGCUUGCAAACAAAGACCUCGUCUCAUUCUCUACCAGUCACAAUGAAAUCUACUUCCCCAUUCCUUUUAAAGAGACCGAGACUCUCGCUGCCCUGAAGGGUGUCGAAGGUUCUGUAGCCGCUGCCAUUGCUGACCUGCGCUUUGGUGCUGGCGCGGAACCUCGGGGCAUUCAAGUCAGUCUCGAAGCUGCCACUGCCUUCGGAUGUCAAGCGUACAUGGCAAAAGUAGAUGGUCUGUCAAAGUUGGACCCGGCUGUGAAAUCCAAGUUGAAGAAUACGGAUUUGCUAGCUGCCCAAUCCAUCGGCUACCGACGUAUGUCGGCAAAUCUUUACAAGACUAAGAACCCAGGCGAAUACUUCCAUAUUCAUGGCUCGCUGGAGGCUACGACGACCUUAAACAUGAUUGGGCUGGAGGGCCAACGACCAGACCUGACUGACUAUGAAGAAAUCAUCAAGGUCAUUGAGAAUAAGGUACAACAAUACACAGUUGCAGAGCUUGAAGAGAUGAACAAGGAGAGACGCCAGGCUGGUGUGACUGCCUACAAGCAUGAAGACUUCAUCAAGACCCCCCAUGGAAAACUCAACAUCGAAGAACCUGCAUGGAAAGUCAGCAAAUUACCCGGUGACCUUCCUCCAACCCCCUUCCCAGCUAGACGCAACGGCAGCAACAAGAUCCUCGAGGGCGUCAAGGUACUGGAGAUGUGCCGUAUCAUCGCAGGCCCAACUGUUACCCGUAUUCUAGCCGAGUAUGGUGCCGAUGUGUUGAAGAUAACCAGCCCAAACCUUUCCGACGUGCCGUUCUUCCAAGUCGAUGGUAACAUGGGAAAGCUUGCAGCAGAUCUUGAUUUGAAGACCGAGGCUGGACGAAGGGAGUUUGAGAAACUCCUAGAUGAUGUGGAUGUUAUCGUGGAUGGCUACCGCCCUGGGGCACUUGACAAGCUUGGCUACGGAGCAGAGGCCAUGGCUGUUUUGGCCAAGAAGCGUGGCAAAGGCAUCGUUUACGUGAAUGAGAACUGUUUCGGAUACGAAGGCGAAUGGGCUGGCCGCGCUGGAUGGCAGCAGAUCGCAGACUGCGUUACUGGAAUCGCCUGGGCCCAAGGCCAGUUUAUGGGCCUCUCAAGCCCCGUUGUACCCCCCUUCCCCAUCUCCGACUACGGCACAGGCUGCAUGGGCGCCAUCGCUGCGCUGACUGGUCUCUAUCAUCGCGCAAAAACCGGUGGCUCGUACCACGGCAAAGCCUCACUGAUGCACUACGACCUUCUCCUUUUUGCAAUGGGCCAAUACCCCGCUGAUGUGCAGGAGGAGCUUCGCAAGGUGCAACCACCCGAGUUCUUUAAGUUGCGUCACUGUGACAGCGUUGACCGCAUCUCGUCGACUGUGCUGAAAGGCAUGCAGGCGCGGUUCCCGCACUUGUACAAGCCUGCCGGUUCUGAGUCGGAAGGCCGCAAGCCACUCACAGAGCUCUGGUCAUCGCGCGCAUAUGGUGCGGAUAUCGAGAUUGUGAAGCCAGUUGCAGUUAUUGGCGGAGUGGAUAAUCAGUUCGUGCGGUCUAGUCGUCCGAACGGAUUUGAUCGGGCUUCGUGGGAUGAGUUUAGCGUCGAGGAGACAGAUGCGAAGAAGUGUUAG
Messenger RNA from Penicillium crustosum, 1707 nucleotides. Its product is annotated as CAIB/BAIF family enzyme. NCBI's taxonomy places the organism in Eukaryota, Fungi, Ascomycota, Eurotiomycetes, Eurotiales, Aspergillaceae. The transcript has 4 exons. The record is from RefSeq and is a predicted model, not a curated record. Gene Ontology annotation, molecular function: catalytic activity. Bases 1 to 1707 code for a protein of 568 amino acids.